Nipponia nippon (crested ibis) is the source of this 923-nucleotide messenger RNA. NCBI's taxonomy places the organism in Eukaryota, Metazoa, Chordata, Aves, Pelecaniformes, Threskiornithidae. The record is from RefSeq and is a predicted model, not a curated record.
UUGAUGAGUAAAGAGUCUCCAGUGUCUUUUGGAAAUGAUGCUUACAUUGACCUUGAACGUCAGCUGAAGAAAACUACAGAAGAAUUACAUGAAGCCCUAGCAACAAAAGAAGAAAUUGCCCAGAGAUGUCAUGAGUUAGAUAUGCAGGUUGCAGCACUUCAAGAGGAGAAGAGCAUUUUACUUGCUGAGAACCAGAUUCUGAUGGAACGUUUGAAUCAAUCUGAUUCUAUAGAAGAUCCCAACAGCCCUGCAGGUCGUAGGCACUUGCAGCUGCAGACCCAAUUAGAGCACCUCCAAGAGGAAACAUUCAGGUUAGAAGCUGCCAAAGAUGACUUUCGCAUACGUUGUGAAGAACUAGAAAAGGAAAUUGCAGAACUGAGACAACAGACUGAAGAGCUUAGUACAUUAGCAGAAGAGUCUCAGUCUUUGAAGGAUGAAAUAGAUGUACUCAGGCAUUCUUCUGAUAAAGUGGCUAAGUUAGAAAGCCAGGUAGAGUCAUACAAAAAGAAACUGGAAGACCUGGGUGAUUUGCGGCGGCAAGUGAAACUAUUAGAAGAGAAAAAUAUGGUGUACAUGCAAAACACUGUGAGCCUGGAGGAAGAACUUCGGAAAGCCAAUGCAGCACGUAGCCAGCUGGAGACAUACAAGAGACAGGCAGUGGAAUUACAAAACAGAUUAUCUGAAGAAUCCAAGAAAGCUGAUAAACUAGAUUAUGAAUGCAAACAGUUGAAAGAAAAAGUAGACAGCCUCCAAAAAGAAAAAGAUAGAUUAAGAGCAGAAAGAGAUUCCUUAAAAGAAACUAUUGAAGAGCUCCGAUGUGUACAAGCACAGGAGGGUCAACUCACCACUACAGCACUGAUGCCCCUGGGAAGCCAUGAACCUUCAGACAGUCUAGCAGUGGAAAUUGUUACUCCUGAAAUCAA